AACAAUCACAAUUGAGUCUAAAAUUUCUGUUGCUAAGUGGGACAUUUGUUAAGUGAGUUUUGCUCCAUUUUACGACCUUUUUUUUUUCUCACAGUGGUUAAGUGAAUCUUUGCAAUGGUUAAGUUAGUCACACCUUCUUUAAGUGAAUCUGGCUUCUCUAUUGCUUAUCAGAAGGUUACAAAAGGGGAUCAUUUAUGCAACCGUCAUAAAUAUGAGUUGCCAAGCAUCUGAAUUUUGUUCAGGUGACCAUGGAGAUGCUGCAAUGGUCAUAAGUAUGAAAAUAGGUCCUAAGUCACUUUUUUGGGUGCCAUUGUAACUCCAAAUGGUUGUCAGUUGAGGACUACUUGUAUAAAUUGAAAAAUCUCUGGCUUGUAAUAGCAUUUUGUGGGAUGAAAAUAUAUCCCUCAAGUCCUGAGUUUGGACUAGUUCAUCCCCUCUUCCUCCCACCCCAAAAAAACCCUAAGAAAAACCUUUUCCUGAAAACUUGGCAAAGGAGACGCUGCACAGCUGCAUGGAUUAUUUUGGUUAAGUGAAAGUCUUAAUUUUUGGAUGCUUUGGAGAGACUCUUUGUGCUGAUGGAUUUUUGUCUCGGACAAAAAAAACAACAACACAUUAACAAAAUAAUUAAACCGCCUGUCUUAAGUUUAGGGAGUUUAUUUCUAACAUUCUGGCCUGCAUCCAUUUCAAAUUCUCACGACACAAACGUCCACGUUUUGGACUGGCCUAAGACGUCUCCUGCAUUUGGGAGAACAUUUUUAUGGCUGGAAGUGACUUCGUCUCAUGAAAUAAUCAGCAGCUAAUCACGAAGGACGCCAGGGAGCCUGCUGGAUGGCGAGCUCUAAAAAUUAUUUUUUGAGGGGGGUGUGUGUCUGUGUGUGAUCGAAUGCAUUUUAAGGUGAGGUCAUCGUUGAUCCGGAGUGCAUAAUCGUAGCAUUUAAUCCUUAAAACUGUGAAAGAAGUUCAUGAAAAUAUUGAUUGAGAAGAUCCUGGAGAAAUGAGGCCAAACGAAGCUUCAUCCAUUGCUUCUCUUUGUGGGAGAUGUCGGGGUGCUCUCUUGAGUUUGGAGGUUUCAUUAGUACCAAACCAGAUUAUGGCGAACUCAACGGAACCGUUGGUGACCGAGACCCCUUCCUGACGUCUCCCGGUGCCGGUGACUUGUCUGGCCCCGUUUCCGUCGUUCCCAACGGCAGCCAGCCCGGCAGAGAGCUCGGCUUGGCUCUCAAGCAGACGGGGAAAGGCGGCAUGUUUGUCAAAGCUGGUCUGAAAACGAAGACCUUCAGCUUGAAAAACAGCCUGGACAGGAAGAACGAGCGAUGCCACGAGAGCCGAGCCAGAGACGGUCAGUCCUGGGACAAAACCGAGAUGCACCCCGUCCCCAACGGCAUCGUGGCCGACGGCUCUGAGUACCUCGCCAACGGCUGUAUCGGCAAAGGGGCGGACAACGACGGCAGCGGCUCGGAGAGCGGCUACACCACACCCAAGAAGCGGAAAGGCCGCCGCAACAGCGCCAAGGGCUGCGAGAACCUGAGCCUCGGGCAAGAGAAGGUCGUGCCGUGCAGCCCCGUCCCGGCCUUGAAGGUGGAGACGGACCCCUUCAGGGCUGACGGAGGGGACCUGAAGGCCGACACUCGGCCGGACGGCCUGAAACCCGCUUGGAAGUGUGAGCAGCCGGGCGGGCUGGGGGUGGGCCGCGGGAAGCCAAGCGGAGUUGGGGACAUGCUCCGGAAGGCAGCAGAGGCCAAAGUCGGACAGGCUGGCAAAAAGUUUGAGGAGCGUCCCAAGGGGAAGCACGUCUUGGUGUCGUCCUCAAAGGAAGAUUCUUGGACCCUGUUUAAGCCGCCCCCGGUUUUCCCCGUGGAUAACAGCAGCGCGAAGAUCGUUCCCAAAAUCAGUUAUGCAAGCAAAGUGAAAGAGAACCUCAACAAGGCGGCUCCUUCUCUGUCCUCCUCCUCCUCUUCUUCCUCCUCCUCCUCCUUGUGUUCGUCUUCUGCGGGCGAGGUCCAGGUCCAGACCUCCAACCGCCUCUCCCAGGUCCCCAUGUCCGCCAUGAAGUCUGUUACAUCGGGCAGCUUUUCCAACGGGCCCAUCUUGGCCGGGGCUGACCGUGGGGUGUGUCCAGCCGGGGUCCAGGCCCUGCUGGUGCCAGCUGCUAGUACUGUCCUUUCGGCUUCUUCCAAACUGGCACCUCAGGACGCCAGUCACUCUGCGGCCGCCAUGGACCCGCAGAAGUCGAGUCUUUUCAUCUACCCGUCAAACAUGCACGGCCUGUUCAGCGUGGCGGCCCAGGCCGAGUCUCCAUUCAUGGCCACGCAGCAAAACCUAGGCGAUAUCUUCCAGAACCAGUGGGGGUUAUCCUUUAUAAACGAGCCCAACGCGGGCCCGGAGACUUCGCCCAGGAAGCCAACGGACACCAAGGUGGCCGAGGUGACUUUCCAGGGGCCUUGCCCCGCCAUGUCGGUUCCUCAGGGGGCUGAGACAUCUUCCGCUGGACCUGAACAGCCGGCCUUCCCCAAGGCCUACGAGCUGGCCAAACGGACUAGUCCCCAGCUGUUGGGCGGACUCUUAAAGAUGGGGGCCGCUGGGGAGGAGAGCGACCUGCUGUUAGAGCCUCAUUUGCCUGGGGUCCUGCCCCAGGCUGAGUUGGGGGGCCCGGGAGCCUUUGUGUUCCUCGCCAAGGACUACCACGUAGACAGUCACCUGUCUUCACCUACGAACACUUUGUUAGUCUCCACCAAAGAGCAGAAGCGCCCCGGCAGCCUAGAACGGAAAGCCAGCUGUGGGGAGUUUGACCUGCGGGCAGCUGUUCUAUAUCACAUCCAAGAAAUGGAAUCUAUUUGUAAUUUGCAAAAGCGAGACCCAAAACGGAUAAUCACUUACACCGAAGCCCUGGACACCCCCAGCACCUGAACAGCAGCCGACGGUUUCCGCUGGGCCCGUGGCCAGCCCCGUGGCCCAUACCCGAAGGGGUCGCUGGGCCUCUCUGGUCAUCUGAAUCCGAACCGCAGGAACAUCCCUUCACGUGUGUGUCCGUGUGUAUACCGAUGCACACCCGCAUAACACAAUCCCUAUUCUGGGCUUGACGAAACUCUCUACCAAGCUGGCAGAGACUCCCCUGUGAUUAUUUAAACCCCCACUUCCGAAUGUCCGGACCUUUCCCCAUUUCUCGGUUUUUUUCCUCUCCCCUCCCCACCGCCUGUUUCAUUUUUAUUUUAUUUUCCUUUUUGUUUUUCCUCCCUCCUGUUAAAAUGAAACCAGAUGUGGGUAGAGACUUAGCUUGUCCCGUAGCUCUUGAGCAUCGCGAGCAGAAGCGUGUCAGGUUUUUUGUCGUCGUGUUUUCGGGGGGCCUUCGCAAUCAUUGGUCACACACUAACCAGGAGGAAACGCUUCCGCACCCCGCUUUUUUUCACUGGGGGGGGAGAAGGAAUUCAUCCUGGAUCUUCGCGUCUUCCCACCACCCUGGCGAAAAAAAGGAAGGAAAAAGAAAAAAGUGGAAAUUCAGACAUUUGCCAAAUUAGCGGGUUUCCCUUUUGGGGUGCGGUGGGGGCGAUGUUUUCGCGAAGAUACGUCCACCCUUCGAAACCCUCGACCGUGGUUGGUGGGGUGGGGGUGAGGAAGGGACUUUUGUUUUUUUUUAAAUACGGUAUCCAGGGUUGGGGUAUGAGUGUCUGUCUGUGUGGCGAGAGCGAGAGUACGAAUGCACUCGGUGGGGGCUCCUUCCAUCCUUUUUAACGCCGGGAUUCCCCCGGGAUCAGGCCAAAAAAAAAUACCUGGAUCUAUUAUGAGUUUGGCUGGCGAUUCUUUAGCAGGGGGUUCAAAGCAUUUUUAUUAUUAUUAUUUUUUUGCUAACGGUGUGCAUUGCCUUGAAUGUGAGGAGACACACACACCGAUGCAUGUGGCAACUGGUAUGGAAGUUAAUUUAUCUCCCUCCCUCCCUCCCUUCUGGGGGGGGGUGUCUCCCUCUCACUCACCCACUUUCCAGCCUGCUUUCUCACUAUGGUGGUAACUCUGGACCGCUCCCGCCCUACCCCUCUUGGAGGGAGGGGUCUUCUGAGGAGGGUCUCCGGAUUUCCAUUUUAUGGCCUCUAUUGUUCUGACCCGUUCUUGUUCCCUUGCGAAAGCAGAAGGGCGAAGUUGGGGUGGCUGGCACCAAAAUCAGUUUUUUUAAAAUAAAUAAAUAAAUAAAUAAAAAUACUUCGGGUUAUGGAGCAGGCAGGGUUUGGGGGUGAGGGGUGGGCUUGGGUGCAUCCACAGCUGCAGCCAGGUCUUUGGGGGGUGGUCUUGAAUUAGAAACUGUUCUCCCCCCAACCCCCAGUCAGGAUUUCACAAGACAAUCCCCAGAUGUGGCAGGACACUACAGUAGUUGUGGGGGGGGAGGCCUGGGGGGGUACACAUUUGGAUCCCAUGAAGCUCUUUCUGGGUGGGUGGGGUUUCUUGAUCUCUCAAGUGUGGGGAGGGUCUGCCACUGUUUGAAACUUUCGGGCUUUGCGCCUUUUAACGCCUCUCUGAAAAUGGGAAAAUGCUUUUAUUUUGCUAGGAUUUAACUGCUGAUCUUAUUACUUCUCGCCCUGCGUCCUGCCCCCCACUCUCCUGCUGCCCCCCCCCCACCCCACCCCAGGAUUCAGUUGAGUAGGUGGUCCUUUCAUUUUUGCAUCAUGGCGGACCCAACUCUGGUCCUUUCCCUGCCUGAAAAAUCAUACCUGUUUUUCCCGUUCCUCAAAUAGAUCUUAAUUAUUAUCCCGUAUUAAGACUGGGGGAGGGGGGGGCUUUUUCUGAUCUGUUCCUUCUUGAUUAUGGACGAAAUACUCUUUACCCCUCCCUUAUGCGUAAAGGUCCCUUGUUUUUAAACUUUCCUCUAUUAUUAUUACUAUUAUUGGGGUUUUUUUUUUUCUUUUGGAAAAUCCUUUAGCCAAAGCCUUGGCCGCUUAUUAAACAGAAACUCUUCUUUUAAACCUUUUCCUCUUCUCAGUUGGAUUUUGUUUUAAAUAAUUGGGGCGGGGGGGGACGGAAGAGCAAUUCAGUGGAGCUGUGAAUGACGGUGGCACAUGAAAAUAAUGUAUAGAAGUAUACAUAUAUAUAUAUAAAAAUAUAUAUAUAUUUUCUUUUUUUGCUCAAGAGUAUUAGUACUGUAGCAUAAACCAAACCGGGGCAGACGUGGGGAUGACAGGGAGUGGGGUGGGGGGGUCUGUACCUUUUGGGGAGGGGGUGGGGGGGCUCGCCUGCAGGUUUGCUGGGAACUUGCCGGCGCCCGAGGCCACGAUUCGAAACCUGUUACCAGCUUCUGGUGCUCUUUAAGGGUGGGACUUUGGUCCACUCUUAACGGAAAACAAUUUGAGGAUGUGUGCAAUAUUAUUAUUAUUUUUUGUCCUGUAAAGCAGGGGUCUCCAACCCUCAGAAACUUUUAAGACUUGUGGACUUUAACUCCCAGAAUUCCCCAGCUCGCAUAACAGCCUGGCCCCCUUCAUUUAUACAGCUAGACCUCGACUUCUUUUAGUGACCGUUCAAAGUUACAACGGCACCGGAUAAUGACCCAUGUUUCACAGGUACGACCACUUGCGGCGUCCCCGCAGUCAUGUGAUCAAAAUCCUUGACGCUUGGCAACCGACUCGUACUUACGACGGUUGCUGUGUCCCCUGGGGUCACGUGAUCCUCUUUUGUGACCUUCUGAUGAGCAAAGUCAAGGGAGCCAGAUUUCGCUUAACAACUGCAGGUUACCAGUUUAACAACUGGUGUCAGUGACUCGCUUAACAACAGUGGCCAGAAAGGUCGUCAAACGGGGUGUGACUCCCUUAACAAAGGUCUCGCUUAAUGACAUAAAUUUGGGCCUGAAUUGCGGUCAUAAGUUGAGGACUGCCUGUAUUGGCACUGCCACCCUCUAGUCCCUAACUCAGGGCUUGGCAACGAUGCCAACUUUACAACGGGCGGACUUCAAUUCCCAGAAUUCCUGAGCCAGCCAUGCUGGCUGGCUCAGGAAUUCUGGGAAUUGAAGUCCGCCCGUUGUAAAGUUGGCAUCGUUGCCCAUUCCUGCUCUAGCUGUUGACUGGGACCAAUGCCUCCCUAACAUAGCUUAUUAAUUUGCUUUUCCCUGCCUGUAUUUUUAAGGGAGAGGAAAUCCAUCUAGCAUUUUAAACUAAAGAUUUAGCGCAGGGAAUCGAGGCAGCCCAUUUUAUGAUCGCGGCAAUCCUCCUUUUCCACAUGCAUACGAAGGAGGAGCUCAAAACAUGCUGGCAUCUCUCGAUUCCCGGUGCCACUUGGGACGUGGUGGGGGUUUCGGGCAUCAUUUUUAACGGAUUGGCACCCUGGAGUUUCCCAGAAGCUCCUUUGGCCGAGUGGGGGGAAGCCCUCGGGGGUCUCAAAACACAUUCAAAAAAAGCAUUGGAUUUCCGUGAACAGAACUGUCCGUCAAUCCGUGUGCCCGUUUAUGAAAAGUGCCAGCCUUUCUAGGAAGCCCAUUGCCCAAUCAAGGCUUGUGUUGUGUUUUGUGUGCCACGUUAAGUCAAAUCAAAAACGGAGGCCACCUUUUUGUGUGUCUCUUUCCCCCCCCCCUUUCCGAGAACGGUUGCUGAUGCUUUUUGUGUCUCUCUCCUGAGUGUGUUUCGGGGACGCUGUUGAAGCCAAUUUUGCACACCCAACACGGCUCCCUCAAAGACCCCCAGGCCUGGGCUCUCCCCCCCUCUUUUUUUUUCUGUGCUUCUUUCACCCCUUCGCUCCUCUUUUAAAGGGUAGGCUGGUUAUAAAUGGGUCUGAUUUUUUUUUUCCUGCGCGCCGAGUUCAAAUCCUGACGAGUUUGGCUUGGUUUGUGCCAAGUUUAAUGCAACCUUCGGCCACUUCCAACUCCAAAGAAUUCCCCAGACGGCACGAAAGAGAGAGAGAGAGAGAGAUGGUCCAUCAUGUAAAUUAAAAAAAAUGGCUGGCUGGGGAAUUCUGGGAGUUGGAGUCCACGGGGCUUAAAAUGGCUGAGAUUGUGGACACCCCUGGCUUGUGUGAAGGAGCGAGUAAAACGUCCUUUUGCAAGGUUGUGUGCAUGCAAACGACACCCUUAACACUGAUGCAUGGAGUAAACUUCUUUCUCACAAGGGCCUGUCUUGAGUUCCUGGCCUUUUUCUCUUGGUCCACCCCCCCCCUCACUCAAAAUGCACCUAAUUCUCCAGAUGUGGCUUUUGGGGGGUGGGCUUUAAGAAGCUUAAUUUCACCUCCCUAUUUUUCUCUCUCUGGAAUAGCACUCAAUCUGCCCUUUGGGUCCAACGCUUUGAGAUCCAGGGAUUGGAUCUCUCACUUGCGGCCUCGGUUUGUUUUGGGGGUGCUCCCAUCCCUCCUGCCAGACACCCCCCACCCCCCCCCCCUUGAGAUGCGUGGAAUCUGCACCCUUCUUUGGGGCUUUCAAGCGCGCCCCGAUUUUCCUCACCUGGGUGGCAGGACGCAGGAUUUAUUUCUAGCUACUCUCAAAGAGCAUGCAGCCUCUUUUCCCCCUGUGACCGGCUGCACAGACUCAAGCCGCCUUUCGUUGCAAGUAAUGCGUGUGAGGUUUGGCUGCUGCUGGCAAACAUCUCUUUCCUUUGGGGUGGGUGGGUUUGUGGCGGAAAACAGACGUGCUUGCUUCGGUACCAAAUUCGGGAGGGACGAAGGGGGCAUCGGGGUCGGCAAACGAAGGGACUCUUCCUGGCACGGAGAGAUGCAGGGAAAAAUGCUUCUUUGCAUGUGUUCUGCAUUUUUUUUUUUCUAGCUGCAGAAACACAUUGCGCUUCUCAAGGUAGCAAAAAUGGAUUGUGGAGGGGCAAGACAGGAGGCCAGGUUUUCAGUGCAGGACCCAGAGCCCUCGCCUCUGUGGGGCUGGGAUUCGCGGCGUUUUUAGUCCCUCCCCACGCACCAAAGCUUGAUUGACUCUUCUGUCCACCAGGACCCCCAGGUGUGGGGCAAGCCUGCCGGAGUUGCAGCCCUGCAGGGCGUUUCCUCCAACCCAGGACCGGGGAGAGCCAAAGCCCCCUUUUCCCUUUUUUUCCCUUCCUCCUUCGUUCUGAAUUCUCCUCCACGAUAGCGCUUCAGUGCUUAACCGUUUUUUUUUUAAUAUCUAUUUUAAUGAAGAAAAAAUAAAAUAAAUCCCAGUGGGCAGAGAUGUGUGUAGAACAAAUAAAUUAAAAGAGAGAUGCUACAUAAUGUAAAAUUGUUGAUUAAAAAAAAAAAUUAAGUUUC
Molecule: messenger RNA, 8187 nt
Organism: Pantherophis guttatus
Lineage: Eukaryota; Metazoa; Chordata; Lepidosauria; Squamata; Colubridae
Gene: NUFIP2
Product: nuclear FMR1 interacting protein 2
Cellular component (GO): cytoplasmic stress granule; nucleoplasm
Molecular function (GO): RNA binding
Source: RefSeq, a predicted model, not a curated record